Molecule: messenger RNA, 3131 nt
Organism: Triplophysa rosa
Lineage: Eukaryota; Metazoa; Chordata; Actinopteri; Cypriniformes; Nemacheilidae
Exons: 16
Coding region: 88-2052 (654 amino acids)
Biological process (GO): T cell costimulation; negative regulation of T cell proliferation; immune response
Cellular component (GO): external side of plasma membrane
Source: RefSeq, a predicted model, not a curated record
ACUGAAAGUAAAAGCUGAUCUGUCGACAUUUUACCAACAUGAUCGCCCGUCAGCACGAAAUUAUUUUUACUACAAUUUAUAGUAGAUAUGAUUGAUUUGUGUAAUUGUGUACGUUUAAAGAUGCACAUCCCUAGCGUUCAUUUUUUGUCAAUACUGCUGAUGAUCGCUGAUGGGUUCACAGUGAAGGGUCCGUCAGGUCCUCUGGUUGUUCCUCUGGGAGGUUCAGUUCUUCUGCCCUGUUCUGUUGAUUCACUCUCAUCACUGGAGGAUCUGGAGGUGGAAUGGAAAAAAUCAGACUCACAGACUCUCAUUCAUCUGUAUCAAGAUGGAGAUAUUAGACCAGAAGUCCAACAUGAGGAUUAUCAUGAUCGAGCUCAUUUCUUCACUGAGAACAUUAAACAUGGAAACUUCUCUCUCCUGAUGAAGAAUGUGACAGUUCAAGAUGAAGGACAAUACACAUGUACAGUUCACAGUGGACAAGAGUCUGGUGAAACUGUGGUGGAAAUUAAAGAUGUUGAGUUUCUGAUGGUUUCAGGAUCAGAUGAGUUGAUAUCAGUGUAUGUUGGUAAAAACGUGACUCUGAACUGCUCUGUGGACUCUCACAUCCCACCUGAACACAUUAAAGAGGUUUCAUGGAAGAAAAGAGUUGAAAAUGAGUAUAUCACAGUUCUGCUCUAUCAAAACAAAGAAACUCUAUUAGAUUCAUCAGAUGAGCGAUACAGAGACAGAGUCGAGUUCUUCAGUGAUGAAAUCCACAGAGGAAACUUCUCUCUCAGACUGAAGAGAGUCAGAACUGAAGAUAAAGGACUUUACAUGUGUCAAGUGUUUGCUGGACAUCUCUCAGAAAACACCACGGUAAUACUGGAACAACUGGGUUUCUCUGCCUUACACAUAAUGGUGUUGAUUCUGUGUAUUGCUGCAUGUGGGUGUGCUGUUAUAAUCUGCUGUCUGAUUUACUGCACAUCACAAAACACAGAAAAACCUGUCAAGACUCUUGGAUAUUUGUAUGUGUUUCUUCCAAAUAUUAUUAUGUUUGUGGCUUUUGUCCUGUGGGGUGUGACAGAAGGAUUUCUGUAUGAGACGAUCUUGUGCUGUGCUCUUUGUCUUCUGAGGCCUCUGAUGUUGAUUUAUGUUGCACCAUAUUCAGAGAAAGCGUCAGGUCUAACCGUUCUAACUGAAUUAGUCAUGUUUACAGUAGUUUAUUUUUCAGUUCUUUUUAGACAUACUUGGGAAACAGUUGUACAUUUUGCUACGUUUGACAAAGCUGUUGUAAUAGUCGUGUUUGGACUGGUGCUCCUGCUCUGUGCCAUCGCUGUCGUAUUAUGGACGUGUGAAGUAGAAAAAGGUGCUGCAUUUAUACUGUUUUUUCUGCCUACACUACAAUUCACCCUCUUAUUCUUCACUUUUGGAUCUGCAAGCAGAGCAGGUUUUUUUGUCAUUGUACUUUUCCCAAUGUUCUUUUUUCUGACAUGGUCCUGUUUGUUUGACAUUGAGGGGGGAAAGAAAAGCUGUGUAAAUUUGCUCAAUAUUACUUCAUGGUUGAUCUUCAUGUUAAUAAUGAAUGCAGUUAUAGCUUAUUUCUAUGUUACAUCAAUGGAAAAUGAAAAAGAUGUUGCUGGAUGGACCUGCACUGCUGUAUUUCUACAAGUGCUGUGGAUGAUCGCAAUGUACAUAGGACUGCUUGAAGAUCUGGAGGUUCCCUAUAGAACUUUUUUGUAUGUGUUUGGAUCAGUUGGUGUUGUUUUUAUCAUGGCUGUUGCUCUGAUGACUGAACUGAUACUGAAAACAGUUAAUGGUGAUCGUGCUUUGGGGGAUUUGAGAGUCAUUGUUUAUCCAUCUGAAGGCGUGUUUACAUUCACUGUGCUGAUUUUCAUCAUGUUUAAACCCUGGAUAACAAGCUGUCUACAGUGUCGGCAGAAUGUACAAAGGCCUGCUGAUACCUCUGCCAACACACAGCAGCAGAACCAGGAACAUCAGACUGCCGUAGAAGAUCAUGAACUGGAGUCAUUAUCACCGGCCUCAGAGGUCACUCGUGAACAACCUGAAUCAUGAUGAGGGAAGUCAUACUGGACCUGAUUCUGUGAUGCUACGACCUCAUGAUCUUCAGGACUAAAAUCAUUUUAAACCUGAAAUCCUUUCUUACUCGAGCACUAGAUACAAAACUCAAUGACAAAUAGUUUUAAAGAGUCUUACAUUUUGCCGAGUCAGUUUUGAGAGUUUUGCGCAGACCGUGUAGAGUUUAGAUGCAAAACCCUCUAAAACCCACAUCCGUCCAAAAAUGAGAUUAUGUUGUUGAGUAAUGCUCUCCACUCAAAAAAUUGUUUCAAAACCCACUAAAUACCAGACUCUGACCGGUCUGAAAUAUCGGCUAUUGCUGAAAUGUAGGAGCCUGAUAAAAUUUUUUCGUAUAAAAGAAAAGCCAUCGAACGGAUUUAGAGGGUUUUGCAUCUGAUCUCUUCAUAUAUUGUUGUUUUAGUAUUUACUGGUGUGUUAAGAUGCAUGUUUUUAAGGACAUGUAAAGAGUUGUCGCAGGAGGUUUCAAAUCUAUGCAGGUGCUGGUUCGGAGGUUCAGGGUUUAUUUAAUUCAUAUUGCCAGUCCGCAUUGGACCUUGCAUCGCAUUGGAAUGCAAAUCAAUAUUGAGCACAUUUAGUCUUGUUACAGGGAUACAUGGCCAUAGGGAGCACAAAGACCCUUCACUGUGGACCAGUCGAUACAGACAAUAUAGACAAAGUUCCAUAGCCAGGUUUCACCGGCAUCUCUCAUUGAAAACGAAUUGUGUCCAUAUAGCACAACACAACAGAGCCCCUUUCAUAUGCACUGCUUCUAUCUCCACUGACCACUGCCCAUUUCACUUCUAUAAAAAUCUGUCUGCACAUGAGUGGUGAUGAUGGGUUAGGGGUGUUAUAUUAAUAUCAUCAUAUAGUAAAAUCAUAAAUAAACACAUGUAAAUACACCCUGCUGUACCUUAAAAAAGGAAUGAAGUGUAAUCACUUAGGUUUGAAAAUUGUUUGUGUUUUUUGUUUGUAAUUUAUUUAUUGUGUAAUGUAACUGUGCUGCCUUCUCUGAAACUGUAUACAUAUCUUAACAGAUCCAGACAAAAAUAAAAAGAUGCCAAUAGCAUAUUGCUGUA